Molecule: messenger RNA, 1358 nt
Organism: Sebastes umbrosus (honeycomb rockfish)
Lineage: Eukaryota; Metazoa; Chordata; Actinopteri; Perciformes; Sebastidae
Gene: rgra
Product: retinal G protein coupled receptor a
Exons: 8
Coding region: 157-1044 (295 amino acids)
Biological process (GO): visual perception; G protein-coupled receptor signaling pathway; phototransduction
Cellular component (GO): membrane
Molecular function (GO): G protein-coupled receptor activity
Source: RefSeq, a predicted model, not a curated record
UGUGUCUCCUUGAAGCGACACAGAGCAGUGAGCUGCCAUCUAAACGCGUCUGGACCUCUGACAUCAGCAGCAGCAGCAGCAGCAUCCUCACCCAUGAGACACACACAAAGGCUUGUUGUGUAACUAAUUGAGGGGCUUUACUGUUGCGGCUACGGGAUGGUCUCGUCUUACCCGUUACCGGAGGGCUUCUCCGACUUCGAUGUGUUCUCCCUGGGAUCGUGUCUGCUGGUGGAGGGUCUGCUGGGCUUCUUUUUAAACGCGGUGACAAUCGUCGCUUUCCUCAAAGUGAGAGAGCUGAGGACCCCCAGCAAUUUCCUCGUGUUCAGCUUAGCGAUGGCUGAUAUCGGCAUCUGUAUGAACGCCACCGUCGCUGCUUUCUCCAGCUUCCUGAGGUAUUGGCCUUAUGGCUCUGACGGAUGCCAGACUCACGGUUUCCAGGGCUUCAUGACAGCUCUCGCCAGCAUCCACUUCAUAGCCGCCAUCGCCUGGGACAGAUACCACCAGUACUGCACCAGGACAAAGCUGCAGUGGAGCAGCGCCAUCACUCUGGCUGUAUUUGUCUGGCUCUUCUCUGCCUUCUGGUCUGCCAUGCCCCUCAUUGGCUGGGGAGAGUACGACUACGAGCCCCUCAGGACCUGCUGCACUCUGGACUACACCAAGGGAGACAGAAACUAUGUGUCCUACUUGAUCCCCAUGUCCAUCUUCAACAUGGCCAUCCAGGUGUUUGUUGUCAUGUCCUCUUACCAGUCCAUUGCACAGAAAUUCAAGAAGACUGGCAACCCCAGGUUUAACCCCAACACUCCUCUUAAGACGAUGCUGCUCUGCUGGGGCCCCUACGGCCUCCUGGCUUUCUACGCCGCCGUGGAGAACGCCACCCUGGUCUCCCCCAAGCUCAGGAUGAUGGCUCCCAUAUUGGCUAAGACCUCUCCCACCUUCAAUGUAUUCCUGUACGCUUUGGGAAAUGAGAACUACAGAGGAGGCAUCUGGCAGUUCCUCACCGGGGAAAAGAUUGAAGUGCCUCAAAUUGAGAACAAGUCCAAAUAAAUUAAGCAUGCAAUAAUUACACACACUAACUGUCAUGGUGGUUUCUCACUUACCUUGGUGUUUCUGUCUGUGAGCGUAUGUGCAUGUGUUGUGUCUUGAACAGUGGUAGCCAUUGUCCCUUGUAAAUAUCUGUCCUGGAUUUGUUGUCCUUUGUUUCUGCAGUUGUGUUUCAUAAAGGACUUUGUCAACCACAAAUAAGAAUUGGCAUAUUGUAAAAAAAAAAAAAAAAAAAAACUUUCACGCUGCUGAAAAAUUUCGUAAUACCACACAAUUGCAACUAAAAAAACAUAGGACUUGGCUACUUCUGUAACAAA